This is a messenger RNA of Knipowitschia caucasica, 4230 nucleotides long. NCBI's taxonomy places the organism in Eukaryota, Metazoa, Chordata, Actinopteri, Gobiiformes, Gobiidae. The record is from the annotation of a GenBank genome assembly.
AUGGGUUGUGUCCACAGCUCCGUGCGGAUGCAGAAGCUCCAGGAGGACGGAGGAAGUCCCAUCAAGAAGAGCCUCAUCCAAGUUCAGUCUGAAGUUCACCCAGAGAUCCUGGAGCUGACCGAGUUUGUGUCGUCAGGGAAACACAGCUUCACUGAGAAAAGUUUCAGAAGACAAGUUUGUGAUGUCUGCAGAAAGAACAUCUCAAAGAAUGGGAAUAUCUGCACAGAUUGUAAAGUGGCGGUGCACAAGUCAUGUCAGCCCAAGUCCAUUGUAAACCGCUCUCCUCUCCCGCACGCGCUCAGUGGAGACUCCCCGCACGCGCUCAGUGGAGACUCCUCUCCCGCACGCGCUCAGUGGAGGACGCAGAGGAGCAGGGAGCAGAAGGUGUUGUCCUCGUGUCCGUCAGCUCUCGACCAGCUCGGCUGCAGCAGUAGAUCGUCGUCCCUGAAGAAGAGAGGCUCCCUCCCAAGGAGUCGGAGUGUGGAGCACGUGAUGGAGCAGAGAUAUGACUUUGAUCUGACCUACAUCACAGAGAGGAUCAUCUCUGUGUUCUUCCCGGAGCUGGACGAGCCGCAGUACCACCACAACAUCCAGGAGGUGGCGCUGAUGCUCAAGAACAAGCACCACGACAAGUAUAUGCUUCUAAAUUUAUCAGAGAAAAGACAUGACAUCACCAAGCUCAAUGCAAAAGUGCAGGACUUUGGCUGGCCGGACCUCCACGCUCCUCCUCUGGACCGGAUCUGCUCUGUGUGUAAAGCCAUGGAGAGCUGGAUCCAACAAGACCCACAGAAUGUGGUGGUCCUACAAUGCAAGGGAAACAAAGGGAAGACCGGAGUGAUCAUCGCGGCCUACAUGCACUACAGCAAGAUCUCUGCAGGAGCGGACCAGGCCCUGACCACUUUAGCCAUGAGGAAGUUCUGCGAAGACAAAGUGUCCUCGUCUCUGCAGCCGUCUCAGAACAGAUACAUCUACUACUUCGGGGGCCUCCUCUCUGGCACCAUCCACAUGAACAGCAGUCCUCUGUUUCUGCAGCAGAUACUGAUCCCAGUUCUGCCGCACUUUCAGCCUGGAGCAGGCUUCUUCCCCUUUGUGAAGGUGUACCAGUCUCUGCAGCUGGUCCACACGUCUGGCCUGCACGACCCUCAAAACUCCAGAAACUCCCGAAAGCUGUGUGUGACCGUGGAGCCGCCGCUGCUGCUGAAGGGAGACAUCAUGGUGAAGUGCUUCCACAGACGUAGCUCUGCAGAGAGAGAGGAGGUUUUCAGGAUCCAGUUUCACUCGUGCGCUGUUCACGGAGCUCAGCUGAUCUUCAAGAAGAGAGACCUGGACCACGCCUGCAACGAUGACAGAUUUCCCGCAGACGCUACAGUGGAGUUUCUGUUCUCAAACGGACCAGAGAAAAUCAAAGGUCGAGAGUCGGGUCAGAGUGAGUCCUCUGUGAAAGUGGACCGCGACGUGUCUGAUGCAGUGAUGAGAUGGGACUCGUACGAGAACUUCAACCUGCACCACGAAGACAGUGUAGAGAACAUCAGUCACACUCGGGGCCCUCUCGACGGCAGCCUCUACGCUCAGGUCCGUAAGCGCCGAGGACCUGGCUCCGCCCCCAAAUCCUCUGGAACCAAUGGCAGCCUCCGACACGGCCCCACAGUGAGGCCCGUCCCCAGUGCCCCACGCCCACUGCCCUCCAUUCCUCUUGAAGAACCGGAGGAGAGGAAGGAGAACCACAGAGAAACCGCCAUUCUAGAUGACGCAGAUGAGAAGAGAGAGCACCGCUGUUUCCAAAGUGGCCACAAGAGUGCGCCGCGCGAGAAGGAGCCCUGCCUGGUGAGCGCGCACUGCCACAACCGCUGCAACUGUGUGAAGAACAACAUCCCCAAGAGUCGGACGCUGCCGGCGCUGGCCUCCAGGGCGGUGACAGAGGGUAACAAGAUGUCCUCUUCUCAGUUGGAGCUCUGCCAUCGCCGCAGUCAGGACGUCCCGCUGCAGCGCUCCUCUCUCGCUCCUCUGGCUCUGAAUCAGCCCUACGUGUUCCAGAAGUGCUUCCAGUACCCCCAGAUCGACCACCCCCUUCCCCCCUCAGCCAGGCUCUGCCCGGGGUCGGACUUCCAGCUGUAUUUCCCGAGCGCCGGUCCGACAACGCACCUGUCCCAGCCUGCGCUCUCCUCAGGCCCCUACAGGGAGCUGUUCAUCGGGCCCUCAGCUCCACCCUGCCCCUGUGCAGACUGCUCCUCCAGGGGACCGGCCCGCACAUUCCACACCACACAGGACCAAGCUCCACACUGGGCUCCAGGGACCAGGCAGAGGGAGUUGUGGGAGAAUCCGUGGCAAAGAGAAGCAGACUUUUGGCAUUACCACAAACCCCCUGCUCAGGCCUUCCACUCUUGCCCAGCGACGGUCAGCCCCAGUCCAGCCUUAGAACAGCGGAGGUUCCCCUGCAGAGCUCCAGGACCCCCCCAGGUCUUCCUCAGUCCACUGGCCCAGAGCGAGCCGCGUCUCUCCUGCGCUGCUUCUCAGACGGGGACCGCGGACAGCCCUGUGAGCCGAGGCUACGUAUCCGGCUCCAACUCCCCUCAUCCGGCCAGCACCCCAUCCCCUGGGAGAGCCUCUCUGCCUCCGGAGCCGACCUCAACCCCCCAGAGUCCAAACAGAGGCCAUCAUAGCCCAGACUCAUCGGGAGCAGAGCGCGAGGAUCAGAGGUCGCCAGAGUCUGAACACGACUACACCGUGAUCAGCAGCAGCCCCACCUGCACACGGGACAGUGUGACUCCAGACAGCAGCGCGGCUCAAAGUCCAGACUCCAAACUUGGCUCCACGGACACUCCCGCCCCUUCACAAAGCCAAGAUCACCACAGCCCAGACGUGGUCUCCAGCCCAGACCCGGUGUCCAGUCCAGACCCAGUGUCCAGUCCAGACCUGGUCCACAGCCCAGUCCAAGUCCAGAUCAACGGCUCUGCUUUACCAAACCUGUGUGACGGCAUGAACACCUCCCCCAGCCCCACCUCCUCCCUGUCCUCUCCCUCCUCCCCCUCGCCCUCCGCAGAUCAAACCAGUCACAGCGGCCUCACAGCAGAGCCCAAAGCACCCUCUCCUGUCCCAGACGGGUACAGCACGCCCACCUUCCCUCUGGCGUCGUACUACUACCCUCUGCUGAACGUGCCUCAUGUGCCCUACACCGGGUAUACCGCCGUGACCAUCCCCAGCCAACCGCCUCUGCCCCAGAAGAGGAGGGCAGCCAAUCCCCCAAACCCAAACCCAAACCCGCUCCUCACCCAGGCAGCCAACGGCCACGCGGCGUUGCACAGGGUGUCGUCCGCGCCUGCACCCAGCCACAGUGCGUUGCUUGUGGUCAGUGGAGCGGAGCAGAGGAGGGGGUCCGCUCAGUUGGAGGGGGACAUCCGGGUCAAUGCAAAGUUCGUCCAGGACAGUUCUAAGUUCUGGUACAAGCCGGGGAUCUCCAGGGACCAGGCCAUCGCGGUGCUGAAAGAGAAGAGGCCUGGAUCGUUCCUCAUCCGGGAUAGUAACUCCUUCCAAGGGGCCUACGGACUGGCCCUCAAAGUGGAGACAGCGCCCCCUAACGCCAACAUGACUGCCAAUAAAGGAGACCCUCUGGAGCAGCUGGUCCGGCACUUCCUCAUCGAGACCGGGCCGAGAGGAGUGAAGAUCAAAGGCUGUCAGAACGAGGCCUACUUCGGAAGUCUGUCUGCUCUGGUGUUCCAGCAUUCGAUCACUCCUGUGUCUCUGCCCUGUGCCCUGCGCAUCCCAGAAAAAGAUCUGGUGGGAGAAAUGGAGGAGAUUCAGAGUGUGAGCAGCACCAGCACCGCAGCCUCCUUACUGCGGCAGGGAGCAGCGUGCAACGUCUUGUACCUGAACUCGGUGGAGACUGAGACUCUGACUGGUCCAGAGGCGGUUUCCAAGGCGUCCAAAGUCACGCUGUCGUUGAUCCCGCGUCCCGUGGCAACCGUGGUCCACUUCAAAGUGUCCGCCCAGGGAGUUACGCUAACCGACAGCAAACGCAGGUUGUUUUUCAGACGACAUUAUCCCAUCAACACAGUCACAUUCAGCAGUUUGGACCCUCAGGACAAAAGAAUGUUUGGCUUCGUGGCUCGUCGCACCGGCAGCUCGUCUGGAAACAUGUGUCACCUGUUCGCAGAGAUUGACCCGGAGCAGCCGGCCGUGGCUAUCGUCAACUUCAUCAACAAAGUCAUGUUAGCACCGCAUUUACGCAGAUAG